Molecule: messenger RNA, 2580 nt
Organism: Podarcis muralis (Common wall lizard)
Lineage: Eukaryota; Metazoa; Chordata; Lepidosauria; Squamata; Lacertidae
Source: RefSeq, a predicted model, not a curated record
AUGAAUAAUUCUACUGGUUCACAAAGAAGCAUUUACAUAAUUGAGAAAGUUCCAAUAGGUUUAUCCCUGAGCCCUUCUCAUUCUCAAUCAGUGUCUGAGUUUAUUAAGAACAUAGAACAAAUAUUGUGGAGGAAAAGGGUGAAAAUGAAAAGAAGAGAAAAAUACAGUGUGGUGACAAAAUUCUACCAGCACACCCUUUCCUUGGCUUUUGCUAUAAAAGAGAUAAAUGACAGCCCCAAGAUCUUGCCCAAUCUCACCCUUGGAUUCCACAUCUAUGACAGUUAUUACGAUGCAAGGAUGACCUAUCGGACAACUUUGGACCUACUUUUCAAAUCACAUAGAUUUGUCCCCAACUACAAAUGUGACAUUCAAAAAAACCUUAUAGCCAUCAUUGGGGGACUUAGCUUUGAUACCUCCCUCUCUAUGGCUGACACCAUAGACCUCUACAAGAUACCACAGCUCACAUAUGGGUCAUUUCCUCCAGGGGAGAGUGAUGCCGACCAGUUCCUUUCCUUUUACCACUUGGUUCCCAGUGACAGCCAUCAGUCUAUUGGGAUCAUCAGCUUACUAAAGCAUUUUGGAUGGAAAUGGAUUGGACUUUUUGUUUUGGAAGGUGACGGUGGAGAAAAUUUCUUGCAGACUCUGGAACCAUUGCUUUCUAGGCACGGAAUCUGUUCAUCCUUCACACAUAAAAUACCACACGUAGCCAAUAUAGAUAAGCUGAGUGAAACUGUGGAUGUGCUCUUCAAUAUUUAUCUCUCUUUAACAGAUGAUAAAGUCAGUGCAUGUAUAAUCUUUGGAGAAUCUUUAACCCUUAUAUGGAUGGGAGGUGUACUAGUUCUAGGAGAUUCUGAAAAGAAGGGAAGCUCAUCAUUUAGAAAGGUGUGGAUCAUAACAACCCAGACUGAUUUCAUAUUAGUGGCUUUCCAAAAGCUUUUAGAUCUUCAGACCUUUCAAGGUUCCAUUUCCUUCACAAUUCAUUCAAAAGAGCCUCCGGGGUUCAAUGAAUUUCUUCAGAGCAUUAAGCCUGAUAAAAUAAAAGAAGAUGGUUUUCUUAGGGACUUCUGGGAGCAAGCAUUUGACUGUACAUUCCCAAACCCCAGUUUGACAACGGAAGCCAAUGAAUCAUGUACUGGGGAUGAGAGGCUAAUGAGCCUUCCUGGACCUCAGUUUGAAAUGGGGAUGACUGGCCACAGCUACAGUAUCUACAAUGCUGUCUAUGUUGUGGCUCAUGCUUUGCAUGUCAUUUACUCAACAAGAGCAAAGCAGAGAGCAAUGGCCCGAGAUAAAAACUAUGAACAUCAGAAUCUGCAACCUUUCAAGCUCCACCCUUUUCUUCUUGACAUUGCAUUUAACAACUCUGCUGGAGAAACAGUGAGUUUCAAUGGUAAAAAGAAAACCGGAGGUGCUCUUGACAUCAUGAACAUAGUUAUAUUCCCAAACAAGUCCUUCCUUCGAGUGAAAGUUGGUCAAGUGGACAAUGAUGCCCUUGAAGCAAGAAGAAUCAUCAUUCAGGAGGACAAGAUUACAUGGCACAAAGGUUUUAACCAGGUGGUGCCUAUUUCUGUGUGUAAUGACCACUGCUCCCCUGGUCAUCAGAAGAAAAGGAAGGAAGGGGAGAAAUUUUGCUGCUAUGAUUGUGCUCCAUGUCCAGAAGGGAAGAUUUCAGACCAGAAUGAUAUGGAUGACUGUUUCAGAUGCCCAGAAGACCAAUAUGUAAACAGGAACAAAGAUGGAUGCAUCUCCAAAACAAUGAGCUUUCUUUCUUAUGAAGAACCCUUAGGGCUCAUCUUAGCCCCAAUUGCUAUUUGUUUCUCCAUUGUCACAACUUUAGUGUUUUUAGCUUUUGUGAAGCACAGAGAUACACCCAUUGUCAAAGCUAACAACCGAGAUCUCACCUACAUUCUCCUCAUCUCUCUUCUGCUCUGUUUUCAAUCUUCUUUGCUAUUCAUUGGCAAACCAGGGGAAAUGGCCUGCUUCCUCAGACAACCUACUUUUGGCAUCAUCUUCUCUGUGGCUGUUUCUUGUGUGCUGGCCAAAACCAUUACCGUAGUUGUAGCUUUCAUGGCCACCAAGCCAGGGUCCAGCCUGAGGAUGUGGGUGGGGAAAAGACUGGCCAACUCCAUUGUCCUUUCCUGCUCUUUGAUUCAAGCAAGUCUGUGUACUCUCUGGUUGGCAACUUCUCCCCCAUUCCCAGAUUUAGACAUGCACUCACUAAUGGAAGAAAUCACUGUGCAAUGUAAUGAAGGGUCUGUGACCUUGUUUUCCUGUGUCCUGGGCUACAUGGGCCUCCUGGCUUUCUUCAGCUUCCUCUCAGCAUUCCUGGCCCGCAAAUUACCUGACAGUUUCAAUGAAGCCAAGUUCAUUACUUUCAGCAUGUUGCUCUUUUGCAGUGUUUGGUUGUGCUUUGUCCCAACCUACCUGAGCACCAAAGGGAAGUACAUGGUGAUGGUGGAGAUCUUCUCCAUCUUGGCCUCUAGUGCUGGCUUACUGGGCUGCAUCUUUGCCCCAAAAUGCUAUAUUAUCAUGCUGAGGCCAGAGCUGAACAACAGAGAGCAACUAAUAAGGAGAAAGAAUUAA